This is a messenger RNA of Malus domestica (apple), 1193 nucleotides long. NCBI's taxonomy places the organism in Eukaryota, Viridiplantae, Streptophyta, Magnoliopsida, Rosales, Rosaceae. The record is from RefSeq and is a predicted model, not a curated record.
CUUUAAUCAAAUAUUGCUCUCUCCUUCUCUCUCUCUCUCUCUCUCUCUCUCUCUCUCUGUUUUGUUCCACCGAAUUGUAUUCCUAUUUUUAUAUAUUUUUGUAUAAAUAUGCAUAUAUAAUUAUAAAAGUUGAUUUCGUUAAAGUUUUUGUCCCAUUCAAUCAUUUUAGUUGAGAAGUUCUCGUCCAGAUCUGAGCCUGAGAGCAUCCACUACUCACUGCAAUGGGGGAAAAGGAAAAGGUUACGAUUAUGGUGCUGAAGGUAGAUCUUCAGUGUCACAAAUGCUACAAGAAGGUUAAAAAAGUUCUUUGUAAAUUCCCACAAAUACGAGACCAGAUAUACGACGAGAAGCAAAACCAAGUGGUUAUCAAAGUGGUAUGCUGCAGUCCAGAAAAGAUGAGGGACAAGAUUUGCUGCAAAGGUGGGAGUGCCAUCAAAAGCAUUGAGAUCAAAGAGCCCGAGAAGCCCAAGGCACCCAAAGAUGACGGCAAGCCCAAAGCACCCAAAGAUGAUGGCAAGCCUAAAGCUGACGGUAAGCCUAAAGAUGAAGGCAAGCCUAAAGCUGACAGUAAGCCUAAAGAUGAAGGUAAGCCUAAAGAUGACGGCAAGCCUAAAGGUGACGGUAAGCCUAAAGAUGACAGUACGCCUAAAGAUGACGGUAAACCUAAAGUUGGCCUGCUAAAUCCUGGACCCUCAUCGCAUGUCCAAGCGUGUUGUAUGGAUUGUUACCAGGGGCAUGCAGCUGGGCCGUGCCACAGUGGUUAUAGCGGGGGGCUAGCCUCGUACAUCCAGUAUGAUGGUUACUAUGGGAGGCCUGUGUAUGACAGUUACGGUGGUGGCAACAGGGGGUAUUGCGUUACCCGCCCUGACUGUUUCAGUGAAGAAAAUCCCUCAGCUUGCACAGUCAUGUAAAUCAUCGAUCAUCUUGUUGGACCGUGAUAACUUCUUCAAUCUCGGGAUAAUAUUUUAGCAGUGUUCGAUAUUAAUAUUAUAGGAGGGUCAUAUAUUGUUAAGUGAAUAAUAAAGUUGGUCGUUGAUCUUGGUGGUUGUCAAGUCACAAUCACGUUAAUCUGUUCUUAUAUCAUUAGUAUAGACUAUAGAGAGAGAGAUACAUCUCAUCAUGAAGAUGAAGAUGAAGAUGAAGUUGGUGGCUGCUACAAUUUUCAAUGCAAUAAAAGUUUCCAUUCCACAUUC